Messenger RNA from Aspergillus ibericus CBS 121593, 1832 nucleotides. RefSeq names its product WD repeat protein. Lineage: Eukaryota; Fungi; Ascomycota; Eurotiomycetes; Eurotiales; Aspergillaceae. The transcript has 6 exons. The record is from RefSeq and is a predicted model, not a curated record. Gene Ontology annotation, molecular function: protein binding. The coding region runs from base 362 to 1447 and encodes 361 amino acids.
AUACCAGUCACGCUAGCUUCUAUCUAUCUAAUCGAUUAAUCUGAUCCCUGGCUCGCUCCUCGUAUAUCCUGUCGUUUGCCUCUAGAUUCCUAUCAGAUUGAGCCACGUCAGGUACCAAGGCAACGGAACUUGGCCGCCGACGUCGGUUGAUACUGGAUUCCGGCCAGCCACCAGGCCGCAUUUCUCUCCAGACAGGAACAGAAGCAGAAACGACAAACAUCAGGCGGAUUGUCGUUAUCAAAUAGAAGCAGACGAGUCUUUCUUUGGAGUCUAGACAGGUGAACUGUCAACUAAGACGUGCUCUUAUCGGGCAGUGGAACCCAGGGCGUCUAUAUCGGCGAUCACUGUCACUAUCUAAAUCAUGCAUACGCUCAAAGCUACCGCAUCCUCCUCCCUGUCACUGGCGGAGGGCCACUACAUCUAUUCCAUCGCGCCGUCGUCCCCAGGGUCGUUUGCCGCGAUCUCAUCCGACGACUCCCUCCGUGUGUUUGACGCUAACGGGCUCAGCCAUGCGUCCGUCGUUGCCGCGAGCGCCCAUGAGGGCGUCACGUCCCUGAAAUCGUAUGACGCCGGCCAACAGGUGCUGGCGACGGCAGGAAGGGAUGGCAAGGUGAAACUUUGGGAUCUGCGCAGUGGCAGGAAGUCCGCGGCUGUGGAGAUGGAGACCUCGAAGCAGGCCCCCGUGCUGUCCAUCGCAUGCUGUCCGGAGACUAAUGGAAUUGUGGCUGGCACUGAGCUUGUUUCAUUCCAGGCGAUUGUCGCCUUCUGGGACACCAGAUCACCCGGUCAAACGUCCCUCCAAUACGUUGAGAGCCACAAUGAUGACGUGACCGAACUUCAAUAUCACCCCGUCCGUCGCAACCUUGUCCUGUCCGGCAGUACCGACGGGCUAGUCAACAUUUACAACACGACCAUCGCCGAUGAGGACGACGCCCUCGUGCAAGUCAUCAACCAUGGCUCGGUGCAUCAUGCAGGGUUCCUUGGCGAGAGGACCAUCUACGCUUUGAGCCACGACGAAGACUUCUCCAUCCACCCGGCGACCGAUCCAGACGAAUCCACGCAGGAGCCUGAGCCUGUGCAGUUCGGCGACCUGAGACAGCCUCUGGGCUGCGAAUACAUCGCACAGCUGUGCGUCGGUAGUCAGGGACCAUACAUUGCCGCGGGCAACAAACAGGAAACCCGUCUGGACCUGAUUCCACUGGUCUCGACGCCGUCUUGGCGAUUUGACCAGGACAGUUUGUGGCGUCUGCCGGGUGCCCAUGGCGAGGAGGUUGUACGUUCUGUUUAUCUGGAUGAGCAGACCCAAUCUGUAUUCACCUGCGGCGAAGACGGAUUCGUUCGAGCCUGGAAGCCCGACAGCGAAGCCCAGGGAACAGCUCAGGCAGACACAAAGGUGCCGCGGAAGGAUAAGAAAACCAAAGAGAGGGGGAGAUACAAGCCUUACUGAGUCGCCAUUGAGGACUGGGCAUCAAAGAGGAUGUAUAGAUAAAGUACUCCAUGCGGUGUGUGGUAUCUAUUCUACAACACAAGAAGAAAACCGCCCAUCUCAGUCACACCGGGGAUAUAUAUCGCCGGCUUCAAAUUCCCGACCCGCACCAAUUCUACAUACAUAUAUAUCGAAGCGUUCUAUGCCGAGGACCCUGCCCAGGACCCAGCGACUCAAUCAACUAUAAAAAUCGAAAAGAAACCAUGGGAUCUGAUUUCAGAUGACAUCCCCAAAGACCAGCUCCCCCAUCCCAGAAUCCUAGAUAUAGCCCUGAUCACUACCGAAGUCGCCGAUUCCCCGUAGGAAACCUAAUUGAUCUUACGGAGUACUAGAACAUGAAUAGUAC